AUGUCGCGGACAUCCUCCAAGGAUGCCAGUACGACUACGUUGCACCGAAUUCAUCGGUUGCUGCACCAAAUGGAAGAAGAGCAUGCAGCUGAAAUCAGCCGCUUGAAAGCCGAUGUGAGGCGGCUUUCAUCAGCGUCCGCUGCUUCUCGCCACGAUCGCCAACCACCCAUCACGACCGCACAACCUCCAACAACCCCCCCUUCAGCGCCGCCAGCAGACCUUUUGCCCGAGGACAACGAAGGUAACGAAGUUCUCGAGCAAGAUUCGCUGCGUGAUGCUGCAGCUUGCGGAGGAUUUCCACCACCGCCGACGGGGACCAACCUCAGCCGGCAGGACUCGCCGAAAUUCACAGACGAUGCAGUGGCAGGAUCAGUCUCAGAGAUAAUGACGGAAAGCCGUGCGCUUUUCAGCCCAACUUUAUCCGUGGAUCUGGAUGCCUAUGACGACAAUGCCUCCUUCGGGGAGAUUGAAGCUUCUCCUGUCCGAGCUAUCGUCUACUCGCUUCACGGCCUACCUGGGUCCUUGCUUUCAGGUGUGGAGACAAGCACUGCCAAAUGCAAGCUGGUAUUGAAGGGUGAGUCUGCCGAAGGGUGCACGGACUUUGUUCCGCUCCAACAGGAACAGCCACAUCUUCCGGGUCAGCUUUCUGCACCCAAUGCGUGGACAGCAGUGUGGGAGGACAUGGGCACGGACGUGCUCAUUCACGUGCCGAAUCCGUUGCCGGAGACUCUCAAGAUUGAGCUCCAGAUCCAGGGGCAUGAAACGGCCAUCGCAGAAGGUCUGGUAACCCUGAAUGCGGAAAGACGGAAGUGGGCACUCUUCGGAGGCGGUGAGGUGGACGCUGAAAUUGCCGUCGAAAAGGCAGAGACACCAGCCGGGAGACGGCGUGAAAGCACCGUCAAAGAUCGGAUUGUCGAGAAGUUGGAGAGGCUUUUUGAUGUCAGAGACCCUAUGUCGAAAGUUGUUAUGCCCAGCGACGUCUCAGCGGCUGUGAAAGCCUCGCGGAACAAGAAAUCUUCCCAAUUGACAGCCUCAUUGGGACCUGAAGACCUGGAGGAGGUGGUGGUGGAGCUCAAGCGCAUCCACGCAAAGGCAAUUGAUAAAGACCGGAAGUCCCGAGCUUCUUCACAACAGCCCGUCAUCGCUUGGAAGCAGUUCUUGGACUGCAUCAUGCUGGAUGACUUGCCAAAAUAUGCAACUGGUCCAGUGGCUUUGAACCUGUUCAUCGUCCAACAAGCCUUGUUGGGUGACGACAUGCCCUCGACGGGCGCUUCCGGGGCAUAUCUCAUGGCGUAUGAGAGAUUGCGCAAGCCCGUCACACGCUCUCAGAAGUGGGUCAACAUUGUCACUGCCAUGUCUACAGCCGCGAUCGUGAUCAGCUUCAUUUUCCUGGGCCUCUCCCUCGACAUCGACCCAACCUGGACCGGGUGGAUUGUGCUUGAGGGCCUCUGUGCCGCGGUCUUUGUGGCAGAAGUCGUUGUCAAAUCUUACGUGCUUACUCCACGCGGGUAUUUCUGCGCCGGCAGAGAGUCCGUGUGGAACCUAUUCGAUGUCUUUCUAUCCAUGGUCGCUGUUUGUGAAACCAUCCUCAACAUAGUCUUUGCCACAGAGGGCUCCGAGAUGAGACCUGGCUUCCUGUGGUGGUCAUGGGGGCAGUUUGAUCUUGAGUUGGCUUGUCACGGCUUGUCUUGCAUCGGUACAAGGAAAGCAGCUUUGCUAUUGAGGGGCUUGCGCUUGGCCCGCAUCCUACUCCUUUUCUUUGCGCAGCGAAGGGAGCCCACUUGA
Symbiodinium natans is the source of this 1785-nucleotide messenger RNA. Lineage: Eukaryota; Dinophyceae; Suessiales; Symbiodiniaceae. The record is from the annotation of a GenBank genome assembly.